GAUGACGCGAAAGUUUACAUUAUUAAUUAAAUAGCGCGCCACUACAAGUGGGUGUUAUGAAUGAACUGAAUGACGCAAUUUGCGCAUGCGCUAUGACCCCCAGACGGUCAGCUGAGUACGUUUCGUUAUCACCGGUCUGUUGACACAGAAAAUUGACUAAACCUUUGUUAUUACAUAUCUUUAUCUCAUAUUUUCUUGUUCUAUGGUAGUUUAUUAAUAACAUCGGAUAAUUAUGUCAUGAAAAUAUACCCGAUCCUACAUGGAAAUGGUAGGAAAAUCGUCUCAAAUGAGGUUUUCUUUGUUGAAUUUGUGUUUAUGUACAUGUAUAUUUUUGAGUCAAUGGGAGUGUGCCACUGCGACUGAAGGAAAGAAAAAUGAAUCAAACAGUGAAAGAUAUCCCCUGGUGGUUUUUGACUUUGAGAGGGUGGAACUGCCUUUUGUUAUCUGUUGCUGGGUGUUGAUAGCAAGUUUAGCCAAAAUUGGAUUUCACCUGCACAGUAAGUUACCGACGGUUGUUCCGGAAAGCUGUUUGUUGAUAGUACUUGGUUUAAUUGUCGGUUGCAUCCUACAUUAUGGCCGCGUGGCAACAACAUCGGAGUACGUCCUCGAUGCCAAUAUAUUCUUCAUCUAUCUUCUGCCACCCAUCAUCUUCGACGCAGGGUAUUUUAUGCCAAUUCGGUCAUUCUUCGACAAUGUUGGAUCAGUUCUUCUACUUGCCGUGGUGAAUACAGCUUUCAAUACAGUAUGUAUCGGGUUCUCGUUGUUUGCCGUGUCAUAUUGGGGUUUGAUUGGUCGAACGAUCAGUCUUCUGCAUUGUCUCAUCUUCAGCGCCCUUAUUUCUGCCGUUGAUCCGGUGGCUGUGAUCUCGGUGUUUGAGGAAGUCCAUGUCAAUCAGAUGCUUUACAUCAUUGUAUUCGGUGAAAGCUUGCUCAAUGAUGGUGUUACAGUGGUACUUUAUCACAUGAUGGAAGGAUUUAUCGAGUUAGGAGAAGAGAAUAUUAUCGCAAUUGAUGUGGCCACGGGUAUCGGCUCAUUUUUCAUCAUUGCCCUCGGAGGCUCCCUCAUCGGCAUACUGUUUGGACUAUUUGGCGGGUUCAUCACAAAGUUUACCGAUCAUGUGAAAGUUAUCGAACCACUGUUCGUUUUUGUCCUUGGCUACCUCAUGUAUUUAACAUCCGAAAUGAUGCAUCUAUCCGGCAUUCUAGCAUUAUCAUUUGGUGGUAUUGCUCUUCGUCACUAUAUGGAGCAUAACGUAUCCAAGAAGACUGCUGUUACUAUAAAAUACUUCAUGAAAAUGCUUGCAAACAUCUCCGAGACUGUGAUCUUUAUGUUCCUUGGACUGUCCACAAUUGUUGACACGUUAGACUGGAACCUUGCAUUUAUAUUUUUUGCAUUGUUUUUUUGUCUUUUCUUCAGGGUAAUAGGUGUAAUAAUAUGUUCCUGGUUUUUAAACCGACGUCGUCUGGUAAAAUUAACGAAGAUUGAUCAAUUCAUCAUGGCGUACGGAGGCCUAAGAGGGGGAAUCGCAUUUUGUCUUGCUCUCUCAUUGGAGGAAGAAUUAGUACCAGAGAAACGUUUGUUUGUCACGGCAACCAUUAUUAUUGUUUUCUUCACAGUAUUUAUUCAGGGUAUAUCAGUUAAACCAGUUGUAAAUGCAUUAAAAGUGAAAAGACAGACUGAAGAAGAUCCAAGUCUUAAUGAGAAAAUUCAUGAAACUAUGAUUGAUCAUUUGAUGGCUGGAUUAGAAGACUUGGUGUCAAGUUCAUCACACAAUCUGAUGAGGACAAGAUUCCGACGUUUUAAUCAUAAAUACCUUCAGCCAAUACUUGCGAAAGAGAAGGCAAAACCGAAAGCUGCCAAAAUAGUGAAAGUUUAUCAUGCAUAUAGUGAACAAGAGGCCAUUAAGGGUACAAGUGUUUCCAACAUGAAGAUGGUUGCAGGGUCAAGUGCUAGUCUUUACGAGGACCACAAGAGGGCGCUGAUACAAAGCAGUCCAAUCAUGCAAUCCCAGACAGAUCAGGAAACUGUCACUCUACAAAAAGCUCUCCGUGCUGGAAAACCUGCAGGGUGGCACAUGAACAGGCGGCACACCAUAGGUGAAUCUGUGGAGUCUAUAGAUCGUGUUGUGUAUCACAAGAAUAAUUCAAGCAUACGGACACCUGAUCCGACACCGCAAAACUCUGAUCAGUAUUUAAAACCAGGAAAUAACCUCUCCAAUGGUAGAGUUGCUAAAAAAUCCAAUCGUUCAGAUAGCAUGACAUCAGAUAGUGAUCUGGCUGCUGUGACAAUCAAUUUUACAACAAGCACUAAAGAAUCUGCCGUUAACGACACAUCAUUUUAUCUCUCUACCACCAAUGAUGUCUCCCCACAACCCUCGACAAAUAAUGAUAUAUCACCCAUUGAAGAAACCAUUGCUGAGAAAACACUACCGUGGAAUGACAGCACGGACCCAUCCCCCACCCAUCUAGCAGACAGUGUCCCUAACAACGAACCAGUUAUUGCUCAUGUUCCAACAUGGGUUAACAAUUUAUCAUACUCGCAUAUAACGGAGACAGGGUCUCCGUAUGUUUCUCCGCAGACAACUCUUAUACCUAGGCCAUCCGAUUAUCAUAAAACUGUGUACUCUAUAUUUCCAUCAAAUGACGAUAAAGACGAAGAAGAUUCAUGUAAAUGUAAUGGUGUUAAUUCUAGUGAUAACUAUUUCCCGACACCUUGGAGUAACUUAGAAGACUGUCCUCAGGUGUCACCAAUGGUUAUUGAAACCGGUGCACGAUCUGACGAUUUGUUACAUUCCACUCAUACCCAACAAGCACCGGAACAUCAUCAUGUGAUAGUUCCCACAAUUGAAUUAAUCAACUCAUCAAAUAGUUCAGAAAAAAAUGUUGCUCAUUUGACUGCAGUUGCGUCUGCUCCAGAUUUUCAACACUGGAAACCCCUUCAGAAAAAGUGUGGUCUAAGUGAUAUUGAGCGUCAUAACGAGUCUGACUCAAUGUUAUCAGAACUAGCAUUUGUCGAAGGUGUAAAAAGUCGUGUUCAAGAGUGGUUGAAACAAGCGAACGAUGACGAAGAGAAUGAUGCUGACGAGGAAGACGAUGGCGGUCUUGAUAAUCUGGAUAACGCCGAAGAUCUGGAGUACGAGUUAGAUCUUGCAAUGAAUACAAAACGAUAACGACGGCUUUUGUUUAGGUCUUAAAUAAUUUAAACUCAAAGUAUUUCAUUUUUUUUUUAAAUUAUAUAUAUUCUGCCAUUUAUUUAUGAAAAUGUUAUUUAUGGUUCAGGUGUAAUAUGGCCUACAUGUAUUUGAGCUCAGUUUAUGAAGUAUAGGUAUGCAAUGUAAGUACGUUUUAUCUUAUCAUGAGACAACUAGUCCAUUACAUAACAAAAAAAAAUUAUACUUCACAUAGUAUUGAUUAUAAAAGUUUUUAUAUGAUAAAAAAAGAAAUUUAUUUAAA
Molecule: messenger RNA, 3452 nt
Organism: Ruditapes philippinarum (Manila clam)
Lineage: Eukaryota; Metazoa; Mollusca; Bivalvia; Venerida; Veneridae
Product: probable Na(+)/H(+) antiporter nhx-9
Exons: 13
Coding region: 260-3169 (969 amino acids)
Biological process (GO): sodium ion transport; proton transmembrane transport; regulation of pH
Cellular component (GO): membrane
Molecular function (GO): sodium:proton antiporter activity
Source: RefSeq, a predicted model, not a curated record